AUGUCGAAACAAGCUACUCCCGAGAUGCGAAACGAAUACCUCACUUCUCAGGAAAUGAACACUGUAAUGUUUCAACUAAUUAGAUAUGCUCAAAUAACGCAUUACACUGCUGAAUACCAGGCUCUCAAGAACAACCGACCUAUAAGCUCAAAUAGCAGACUCUUGCCGCUGAACUCAUUUCUUGACGAACAUGAACUGCUACGAGUCAACGGACGUCUGGCGAAUUCUGAUUUAAGAUACAAUGAAAGACAUCCUAUUAUUCUGCCGGAGAACUCACGAUAUUGCAAACUCUUCAUCGAAUUCACUCACAAUAUAUUGCUGCAUUCUGAGCACCAAGUUAUGUUACGGGCAAUUCGUCAAGAAUUUCAUAUUAUACGUUUGAAAAGUGCCAUACGACAAUGUAUUCGAAAGUGCAGAACCUGUACUAUCUACAAGCAUCGUGUUCGCAGCCAAAUCAUGGCUGCUCUUCCAAAAGAAAGAUGUACAUUUUCAUUGCCUUUCACACACACUAGGAUUGAUUUUGCCGGACCCUUCAAAAUAAAGUUAUCAAAACAUAGAAAUGCCAAAUUACUGAAGGGAUACGCUGCUAUAUUUGUUUGCCUAUCUACCCAAGCAAUCCAUUUAGAGGCCUGCUCAGAUCUUACAACCGAAGCAUUCUUGUCUACAUUCAAUCGAUUUGUAGGUAGAAGGGGAUUUCCAAGCAAAGUAUUUUCAGAUAAUGGAACAAACUUUGUUGGGGCGAGUAGAUCCCUGGCACAAGAUUACAAAACAUUUCUAAAAACUGUUCACAAAUUCAUAUCCGACAAAUACAGUUUGCAUGAUUUUUCGUGGCACUUCAUUCCGCCUCACGCUCCACACAUGGGUGGAUUGUGGGAGGCAGCUGUCAAAAGCAUGAAGUCACAUUUGCGAAAAGUGGCUUCUAAUUCUAAAUUUACCUUUGAAGAGUUCUCCACUCUUCUUGUUCGUAUCGAAAGUGUACUUAAUUCAAGACCCCUUUCUCCUAUGAGCGAAAACCCUACUGACUUAAUCCCGCUCACUCCUGGUCAUUUCUUAAGGGGAACCUCUUUAAUGGCGAUUCCCGAGGAUUGCUCCGUCAACUUGUCUUUGCUGAAUCGCUGGCAGAGUCUCAAGGCACUGCAAAUUCAAUUUUCGAAGCGUUGGAAGACAGAAUACAUCUGCGAACUGCAGCGUAGAUAUAAAUGGAAAUCUGCACAGCAAAACUUAAAGGAAAAUGAUUUUGUUGUUGUCAAAGAGGACAACCUUCCACCAAACGAAUGGUGUCUGGGAAGGGUCCUGAAAGUUUUUAAGGGAAAGGAUUCUAAUGUUCGCGUUGCUGAGAUACGUACCCAGAAUGGGACACUGGUCCGUCCAGUAGUAAAACUUUGUAUUUUGCCAAAUGCCUAA
Molecule: messenger RNA, 1404 nt
Organism: Stomoxys calcitrans (stable fly)
Lineage: Eukaryota; Metazoa; Arthropoda; Insecta; Diptera; Muscidae
Exons: 1
Coding region: 1-1404 (467 amino acids)
Biological process (GO): DNA integration
Molecular function (GO): nucleic acid binding
Source: RefSeq, a predicted model, not a curated record